CUGCACCUCAGCCUCCACCCCUCAUGAGCCCACUCGCCAACUCCUGGACAUGGCGGCUAUUGAAAACACUCAUGCUGUCACUCCGUCUUGAUCCGGCACUAUGUCCCAGACGCCGUCGACUCUGGGGGAAAAGGAGAAUACAAAGCAACCGACUGACUACAUUCGGGCAGUUAGACAGCAUGCUGCAAGGGAGCUGCGGACGUCUCUGCAUCCUGGUGUAAAUCACAGGCAUCUCGCCAAGUUUCUGCAACAAACCGGGCGCCAGGCUCCCAAGCCGCAUUUGACACAGCAGCCGAAAUUCAGCUACGCUGUAAUACACGAUCUCACAUACAACCAUGGAGACCAUCGCCGCGUCGUUUCUUUCGACAGUGAUUCCGGCCUCGAUGGCUUCUUCAGUCAUCCAUACCCCGGAACUGGCUCUGGCCAUCUAGUGUUCUUACACGGAUACCCGUCGCCGCAGUGGUUGGGCGUUGUCGGCGCACGGUACGGGGUAGAUCCUGAAUUCUUUCAUCGCCUUCUGAAUCAAGCACCCAGCGGCGAGUUCUACGAUACACCGGCCUUGCCGUCAGCUUCAAGAAAUAUUAUCACCGUGCCAAUUACUUCCAUCGGCCAACACCUUGGCUCUUCCUUGCCGAGAUCAGAAGCACCUAACUCUCUCGUGGCGUAUUUCCGGGGCUUGGGGGUCAGAUUCAAUGUUGGGGAAUCUAUCGUGAGAGAUUUCUCUCUCCAUGAUCAGGAGCACUUCUCUAUUGUACAAAACAUUCAAAUAUGCGUGAUCCCAAGGAGAUCGAGUGGAUGGAGCGCAAUCAUUUACCUCGAUAAUGGGCGUCCCAUCGACAGCGGACCUCCGGGCCCAUGGUCAAUGCUAUCCACCUCCCUGCAUAGCGAUGUCUUCUUGCCCGUGAUUCAGUGCAAGCCUAAGCUCGGCCUCGCAAAGCAUCCUCUCUGGGCCUCCGUACCUAACACACACCUAUCCGGGCCAGCACAGAACUCGCGUUUCACGCAGAGCCAAUCACUCCUCCCACAUGAAUCAUAUGGACGGUUUCUUUCCGACCGGUUGAUGAAUUCCGAUGCUUUCUAUGCAUUAAGCGAGAUUUUCUCGUUUGCCGCGUCUGCAGAAAACCAGCUCUUCAAUCUUCUCAACUCCAAGCUAGUAUUCGGCAGCAAAUACACUGGGAGUAUGCUGUCCUCUUUAACGGGCUUAACUUACCACAAAAAUAUCCUUGAAGCACAUAUUGAGCAACUCCAAGAAAUGGUCGCCAUCAUUGAGCGUCGUGGGGACUCGAAAUGGCCAACGAUUUUGGCCCCAACGCCCCGCCCAACAGAUGGGAAUGUCCAGCCUCACCCAGACCCGUUAGCUUACCAGGAGAUCCAAAGUACCGCGGCUCGUCUGCUGGAUGAUUAUAAAUACCUGCUUCGCCGGGGCCAAGCUAUCUCUCGUAGAUAUCAAGAGGCUAUCGACCACCUCCGCAAUAACGCUAUGCUUGAAGAAUCGAAGAAGGGCAUCGAGCAGGCCCAAGGAGUGGGCCGCCUCACUCUGCUCGCUUUUCUCUUCCUCCCGCUCGGAUUCACAACCUCGUUCUUCAGCAUGAGUUUCAGAGAACUGGACACUGGCUUAAGUAUUUGGAUCUGGUUUGCCGUCUCAGUUCCUGCUUUCUUUCUGACCCUUCUCUUGUGUUACUGGAGCGAAGUUUGGGGUACCAUUUGUCGACUUCAGAAGGGCCCCCGUGAUUCUAGUACUAGUUGGAAGAAAUCUACCGUAUAAUACUAUUUCCAAUUAUGCACUACCC
Aspergillus ochraceoroseus IBT 24754 is the source of this 1790-nucleotide messenger RNA. RefSeq lists its product as uncharacterized. The coding region runs from base 101 to 1765 and encodes 554 amino acids. The record is from RefSeq and is a predicted model, not a curated record. The transcript has 3 exons. Lineage: Eukaryota; Fungi; Ascomycota; Eurotiomycetes; Eurotiales; Aspergillaceae.